Haliotis rufescens (red abalone) is the source of this 924-nucleotide messenger RNA. Its product is annotated as repetitive proline-rich cell wall protein 2-like. The record is from RefSeq and is a predicted model, not a curated record. NCBI's taxonomy places the organism in Eukaryota, Metazoa, Mollusca, Gastropoda, Lepetellida, Haliotidae. The transcript has a single exon. Bases 1 to 924 code for a protein of 307 amino acids.
AUGUGUCACUCGAUUUUCGCAGAAAAGGAAUCUCAUCUUAUACCUUUUACAUUAUCAAUCAAUGUAUGUGAAGUGUCACCAUGGCAACCGACCCCUGCGUACCUGUAUGACAGCACUGAACCAGCAUGUAUUGUGUCACCAUGGCAACAGCCACCUGCGUACCUGUAUGACAGCGCUGAACCAGCAUGUAUUGUGUCACCAUGGCAACCGACACCUGCGUACCUGUAUGACAGCACUGAACCAGCAUGUAUUGUGUCACCAUGGCAACAGCCACCUGCGUACCUGUAUGACAGCGCUGAACCAGCAUGUAUUGUGUCACCAUGGCAACAGCCACCUGCGUACCUGUAUGACAGCACUGAACCAGCAUGUAUUGUGUCACCAUGGCAACAGCCACCUGCGUACCUGUAUGACAGCACUGAACCAGCAUGUAUUGUGUCACCAUGGCAACAGCCACCUGCGUACCUGUAUGACAGCACUGAACCAGCAUGUAUUGUGUCACCAUGGCAACCGACACCUGCGUACCUGUAUGACAGCACUGAACCAGCAUGUAUUGUGUCACCAUGGCAACAGCCACCUGCGUACCUGUAUGACAGCACUGAACCAGCAUGUAUUGUGUCACCAUGGCAACAGCCACCUGCGUACCUGUAUGACAGCGCUGAACCAGCAUGUAUUGUGUCACCAUGGCAACAGCCACCUGCGUACCUGUAUGACAGCACUGAACCAGCAUGUAUUGUGUCACCAUGGCAACAGCCACCUGCGUACCUGUAUGACAGCACUGAACCAGCAUGUGUUGCCAACGUUCUUCAGUCCUACUGGCCAUCCCUCGGUGCGCUUGCGUUCAUGGGGGUUGAGUGGGUCGACAAACCAUACCUCCCCUCGUUUCCUCUUUGUCCCUGCCUUGCUCUCGGCCAGACUGGCUUCUAG